CUGGGCUCCUAGCCUUUGAGUAACACUUCAAGUUUCUUUUGAACUGGAGAAAAAUGCAUGUUGUGUUACAUGUGAUGAGGCACCUCUCCCCAUCUGCACCCCACUUUCCAAAAGUCUAGAUCUGCCCAUGGAUGCAUGCAGUCCCUGCCUCUGCUUGGUGAACUGUUGGCAGGAAACCUCUGGGAGCUGGAUUGGUUUAUGUUGGCCUUGCUUUCCCUGAAGCCAUUGGCAUGUUGAAAUAUAUAUUUAAAAAUCUGUCCUGAAUUGUGAAAUAAAGUUGACUUCUCAGGCUUCUUAGCUGGGGUGGUAUUUCUUUCAGCCUGUAUCUAGCAUUCCCUUUUCCCUUCUAGGAGUGUCCUCUUCAAUGUAGGUUAGAGCUGAAUGAGAAGCAAAAGUGCAUACCUCAGGAGCUUGACCUAAAAAGUGAUCUGAAAAGGCCACCUGAAAAACAGGUUGUUUGGGAGGGGUGGGGACAGAAAGUAUACGGUGCAUAAAAAGGCCUGUAAGAUUCUUUUUUUUUCUUCCACGGCAGUAUCAAAAAUAUCUAGUCUGAUUUGAUUUUUUCCUCCAUGGUUUGCUUGGCCUCAAGGCCAUGAUUAUGACCUCUGAUACUUUAACUGAAGGGGCAAAGCUGGCAGCGAUGUGACAGCCUUGAUUCACAAUGUUAGUCAUUCGGGUUAUCAAAAACAAACAAACCAGUGACUUUUGAACAGUCUGAAUUUCCUUUUCAGGUGAUCAGCUUUCCACUCUCUCUCUCAGCUCAUGUGAUUUCACAAGUUCACUUGUUCUCCACACCCUUUGCCUUACAGCCUUGUCAGCUGCCUCCAGAGUCUGCUGCUCUUUGGGAUCCCCUCAAUCCAAAAUAUAUCAUGUAUUAUUACUAAUAGGUUACCUGUGCACAGUCAGCCAUUGGGGGAAAAAAAAUCAUCAAUCCUUAAAGAAUUAGCAGAAGAGUCCCCAGCACUGCUCAGCCAGGAUGGGAUGGGAAGCUAGACUUGCAAAAUCUAUAGCAGUAUUACAAUGCCUAGUGCCAAGAUGGUGGUCCUUUCCAAGGAAUAUGGCUACGUGGUCCUGACUGGUGCUGCUAGUUUUGUCUUGAUCACACACCUUGCAGUGAAUGUGGCGAAGGCUCGCAAGAAGUACAAUAUAGAGUAUCCAAUCAUGUAUAGCACAGAUCCUGAUAAUGGACAUAUCUUCAACUGCAUCCAGCGUGCACACCAGAACACGUUGGAAGUUUACCCCGCCUUCCUAUUCUUUCUAGCUACAGGUGGAGCGUACCACCCGCGUGUUGCUGUUGGGCUUGGCCAUGCCUGGAUCAUUGGGAGAAUACUGUAUGCCUAUGGCUAUUACACAGGAGAUCCCAAAAAGAGAAGACGAGGAGGCAUUGGUUCAAUCGCACUUAUUGGAUUGGUGGGAAACGCUCUGUAUUCAGCCCUUCAGCACCUCGGCUGGGUUGCCACUGAGUAACUGACCUGCAGAUACCUGUGCUCUCCCUGGAGAAUCUGAUGUUUUCUUUUUUUUUUUUUUUGUGGGGUGGGGAGCAGUUCCAGUAAUACAAUCCUUAAUUUCCA
Molecule: messenger RNA, 1571 nt
Organism: Alligator sinensis (Chinese alligator)
Lineage: Eukaryota; Metazoa; Chordata; Crocodylia; Alligatoridae
Gene: MGST3
Product: microsomal glutathione S-transferase 3
Exons: 7
Coding region: 1021-1467 (148 amino acids)
Cellular component (GO): membrane; nuclear envelope; endoplasmic reticulum
Molecular function (GO): glutathione peroxidase activity; glutathione transferase activity
Source: RefSeq, a predicted model, not a curated record